This is a messenger RNA of Laetiporus sulphureus 93-53, 957 nucleotides long. Its product is annotated as ribonuclease H2 subunit A. The record is from RefSeq and is a predicted model, not a curated record. Gene Ontology annotation, cellular component: ribonuclease H2 complex. The coding region runs from base 1 to 957 and encodes 318 amino acids. The transcript is spliced from 6 exons. Gene Ontology annotation, biological process: mismatch repair; DNA replication, removal of RNA primer. Gene Ontology annotation, molecular function: RNA binding; RNA-DNA hybrid ribonuclease activity. Lineage: Eukaryota; Fungi; Basidiomycota; Agaricomycetes; Polyporales; Laetiporaceae.
AUGGAAACAGCUGUGCCUUCUGAAUCGACCUUUGUCAAGGCUGUACCAUCUAUCGCAGACCCGACCGCACCGUUGACGGAAUCCUACACAUACCAUUCACCCACUCCGACCGCUCCUGGACCAUACAUUAUGGGCGUUGAUGAAGCAGGGAGAGGACCUGUUCUUGGUCCAAUGGUAUACGGCGUGGCAUAUUGCCCAGCGGCAUAUCAAGAGGAUCUGGAUAAUCUUGGGUUCGCAGACUCGAAGAUACUGACGGCUGAUACGCGCUCAUCACUGUUGGAGACCUUAUGUUCAGAUCCAGAGAACCUUGGGUGGUCCGUCCGGGUCCUCAGUCCUCAAGCUAUUUCAUGUGGUAUGCUUCGGCGGCCACCGACGAACUUGAACCGUCAGUCUGAGCAAGCUACGAUCAUCCUCAUCCGCGGAGUGCUCCAAAGCGGUAUCCAGCUGUCAGAAGUGUAUGUAGAUGCAUUGGGUCCCACGAAGACCUACGAGGCAUACCUCUCCUCCCAGUUCCCGGGCAUCAACUUCACAGUGACCGCCAAGGCCGACUCGAAGUUCAAGAUCGUAGGUGCUGCCAGCAUCGCUGCGAAGGUCACCCGCGAUGCAUGGGUCAAGGGAUGGGUUUUUGAGGAGCACGACCUACCCGAUGCUGGCGAAAGCGGCGUAUCGAAGACAAAACCACGAUGGAGCAAAGAAUUAGGAAGCGGCUAUCCAUCUGACCCGAAGACACAAGCAUGGAUCAAGAACUCGCUGGACCUUACAUUUGGUUUUCCCUCGCUUGCCCGCUUCUCGUGGACGACCAUUAAGUUGGUCCUCGACAAGGAGGCUCACGCGGUGCAAUGGACCGAUGAUGGACAAGCAUCGCUCGUGGAAGCCUUUGAGAGUGGAACGGGGCUGGACCACGGCCGUUGUGCAGUCACGAAGGACCUGGCAAUCAAAAGUGUCGCGACCCUCUGA